Molecule: messenger RNA, 1503 nt
Organism: Trichophyton rubrum CBS 118892
Lineage: Eukaryota; Fungi; Ascomycota; Eurotiomycetes; Onygenales; Arthrodermataceae
Exons: 9
Coding region: 1-1503 (500 amino acids)
Biological process (GO): transmembrane transport
Cellular component (GO): membrane
Molecular function (GO): transmembrane transporter activity
Source: RefSeq, a predicted model, not a curated record
AUGCAGAUAGUUCCCUAUCAGGGGGCGAGAGAGAUAAAUACCUGGACGGUUCGCCGAUCCCCCGGCCUGUGUUUCUUUUUCCCUCUCUCUCUCUCUCUCUCUCUCUCUCUCUCUUUCUUUCAGACGUUUGCAUUCAAAUAUAACCUACUUAUCCUGGGAUUUUGUUGGAAUUGGGCCAUUCUUGCUGGUUGGUUGGUAUUGAUCAUGCGGACUGAUGAAGAAAAGGCCUCGAAGGGCGGCGCCGCGGACCAUGUCGAUGAUUUGAAGCAGGUUACUACCGCUGACGUCGAUGAUGAUGAAGAGUUCUCGCGCCAGGAACAGCGCAAGAUCGUCCACCGCAUCGAUGCGCGGCUGGUUGUCAUUUGUGGUGUGGGAUACCUCGUCAGCUUGAUGGACAGGACGAACACCUCGGUUGCUGCCAUUGCUGGCAUGACCAAAGAUCUGGGUCUAAAGAUAGGAUUUAGAUACUCAAUUAUCGUCCUGCUGUUCUUCGGGUUUGGCUUUGUCAAGGACUGGCAGCAGAUGGCCGGCCUGCGAGCAUUGCUAGGUUUCCUCGAAGCUGGAUUCUUCCCGGGAACAGUAUACCUCCUGUCCACCUGGUACUGCCGACAUGAGGUCCAGAAGCGUUACUCGGUCUUCUACAUCAUCGGUGCAGUCGCCGGUUCUCUCUCCGGCAUCCUUGCAUUCGGCCUCAGCCAGAUGGAAGGUCUCCAGGGCAUCCGUGGCUGGAGAUGGAUCUUCAUCAUAGAGGGAGUGAUAUCCAUCCUCGUGGCUUUCCUCAGCUACAUCUUCCUCAUUGAUUUCCCGGACCGAGCCUCCGGAGCAUGGGGAUUCCUAAACGAAAAGGAACUCGCCUUCGUCGUGAGACGAGUCAACCGUGACAGAGGAGACGUGCACGUCGAGCCCUUUACCCUAGGCAGAUUCCUCCGUCCAGCCCUCGACCUGAAGAUAUGGGGUUUCGCCUUGAUCUUCUUCUGCUCUACCACUGUAACAUACGCCAUAGCAUACUUCCUGCCCAUCAUCCUAGUGGACGGACUAGGCUUUGGCGUUGGCGAGUCCCAAUGUCUAAUUGCGCCUCCCUACGCCUUCGCCGCCAUAGUAAUGUACACCUCUGCCUACGUCGCGGAUAAAUACCGUAUCCGCGCACCCGUCAUUGCAUUCAACUCGCUCAUUACGCUCAUCGGGCUGCCCAUGGUGGGAUUCGGCAAGGGCAGCGCCCUCCGCUACACCGGGGCCAAUAACAUCCGUGGCCAGUGGACCAGAGCCCUGGCCAGCGCUACUCUCGUUGGCUUUGGAGGUAUCGGGGGCAUCGCGGGCAGUCUGGUAUUUAGAUCCCAGGAUGCGCCGGCAUAUAUACCCGGUAUCUGGGCUGCAAUCACGUCGCAGCUUGUUCUUCUCUUGACUGCAGCGGUGAUGAGCUGGUAUUUCUGGAGAUCCAACAAGAAGGCUGACAGGGGAGAGCUUGUCAUCGAGGGGUCGGAGUCUUUCCGUUAUACUAUUUAA